Messenger RNA from Paramecium octaurelia, 776 nucleotides. The record is from the annotation of a GenBank genome assembly. NCBI's taxonomy places the organism in Eukaryota, Ciliophora, Oligohymenophorea, Peniculida, Parameciidae.
AAAUGAUCUCAGAUCAAGCCAAGUCAGGAGGAUUCUCAAAUAAAUAAUUGAAUAGUGAUGAUACGCAAAGAGUGGGUGAAUGUGUUAAUCACAAACGAUUACUUGAAGCCUUCUGUACAGUCUGUCAUGUGUACCACUUUUCAAAUAUCAUAGAUUGAUCUGUCCAACAUGUCUCAUGUUUGGAGAUCACAAAGGACAUUUAGUUGAUUAGAUGGACAAGGCAACAAAAGACUUAAGAACAUCAAUGGAUUAAGCUGCAAAAGAAGGACUUUUGAAAUUGGAAAAAACAGAAACCGUUCUUGUUGACAUUAGACACACAAAACUCACAUUUGAAGAAUCAAAAUAGAAAGUACUCAAGGAAAUUGAAUAAACUUUCAAUAAAAUAUUCCAAUUAAUCAAAUAACGAAAAGACGAAGUGGUUAAUUUGAUCAAUCAGCACUAUGAAAUACAAGUCAAUAAUAUUGACACCUAAGAAUAGAUUUGGAUGGAUAAACAAUCUAGGGCUUAUGAUGUUAUUAAACUAGCUAAAUCAUCUAAUGAUUAUUAAUUAUUGGAGAAAGCAACAUAUAUUUUGGAAAGUAUCUCUUCAUUCUAUAAUAAUAAAAGGCUUAGACAUUUUGAGGUAAACACCCACUUAUAAAAAUGUAUACAUUGUUAAUUCUAUUGACACCACUUUCAAUACGAAUAAUAUUUCAUUAAAUUUGUCUGAGUUUUAGAAAGGAUUGCAAAACUGGAUCAAAUUAGGUGAAUCUGUCUUAAUAUAAUUUAAAUGUUGA